UCAGAGUGACGUCAGAGAUCAAUGGCCAAUCUCUACGCAGAGCGCCAAGUUUCUGUCGCAGCGUCAAAAACAUGGCGGAGAAGGAUGCAGAAAUUGGAUUCAAAAAGGACACAGUAAGCAAACUCUUGUCAAGUUUCUUCAAGGAGGACAAAACCAGACUAAGUGGUGAUGCUGCGUUGCUCAUGGCAGAGAUGCUCAAAGUAUUUGUUCAAGAGGCUGCUGUGAGAUCACAGAAACAAGCAGAAUCUGAGGACUGUGAACAAGUGGACAUUGAGCACUUUGAAAAAAUCCUACCCCAGCUGCUGCUGGACUUCUAGCACAGUGAUGCCACAAGAUGGAGCCAGAGUGUCGCCUGUGUGUUCGUUCUUUAAUCCUACAACUUCAGUUCCUACACCUACAAGUUUAGUUUAACUGAUGUUUAUAUUUUAUGUAUAACUGCAAUUUCAUAAUCACUUAAAUCUAAAAUUACAUUAAGAUUCUCAUUCUGUAUUUAUUGGAGUUGUUUGAUUUUAAGUGGAAAGCAGCAGUGUUGUCUGCACGCUUCCCUGCCACCACCAAUAAGUCCCACCUGUGCUCUUCUGUACAACAACAGGUGCUUCCAGCAUGCUCCAUGGCGCCCUUCAUCAAAGCCUCCUGGAGCAGUUGGAAGCAAUUAGAGUAAUAAGGGGAGCAGCCAGUCCCUUAGAUGAUGACAAGUGCCAGGAAAAAGGGAGUACCCCCUCCGGCCACUUUGAAGUUCCCUUUUGCUGUCCUGCGAUGUUUAGUUAGAGGUGGGGGGAAGGGCAAAGGGGACCUCUGGCACAGGGGGAAAGUUGAAUGGUAGUGUGCGUGCACGAAUGUGUGCAUGUGUUAGCCAAACAUGGCCAGAGACCACACGCGGAGAUAUUCUGUUUGAAAGGAAACAUAACAAAACACAUUGGAGCAUGGUCCAAGAAGAGCAGGGUGUAAUUCUGAAGGUAAAUAAACAAAAGAGGCGAGUAGUGGAGGUGCUUUCUCUCCUUUCAUCACAGCAGAGGGGGAAGUUGGGCCUGCAAGGGAGAGGGUAAUGUGGGGUUUUCUAAGUGCCUCUGAUGGUUUUCCACCAGUGGUGUAUUUGACCAACGUGUCUUCACUGUGAGUCAGCAUAGCUGUACAACACCUCACACUAUUUAUUUGUGUGGCUCUUGGGUGACUCACUGCGCUUACAAAUGCUGCUCACAUACAGCUGGAAGCAACUUAAGCUAAAGUCAAGAGUCCAGGCUCAGAUAGGUGCGCUCAGGGACACAGCACCUGGAAUUUGACCCGGCACCUUUUUACUAGGGCCCAGACUGGAUUUGUGUUUCCCAGGAGUAACUUUCACAGCAGGCCUUCAGGAGAAGGUGUGUUUGGUUGAGUGAUGUUUAGUUUAAUAAUACCACAAGGACCAUUAGCACACACAAAAAAAACCCCAGCUUUGUGAAGUAAACAAUUUAUUGUUUUAAUAAUUAGUCAUUCAUAGCAGCAAGUCCUGCCCUCUAGUUUUAGUGUAGUACAAUACACUCCAGAAGCACCGCUUUGACAACCUGCUCACUCAGAUGAAAUGCUGCAAGCAGUUUUUAUUACCAGAUAUGAAACCAAAUGAUCUUGCUAAAAGUACAAUACCAUGGUAAGAAAUAACUCUGUAAAAGGUGUAGUUUGGAUAUUAGUAUAUCUUCUCCCACUGUCAAUCCUUGCAGAUGAAAUAAAAACAAUUGUUCUGUUGGA
Siniperca chuatsi (mandarin fish) is the source of this 1722-nucleotide messenger RNA. It is a transcript of the gene cenpx, whose product is annotated as centromere protein X. The transcript has 5 exons. The record is from RefSeq and is a predicted model, not a curated record. Gene Ontology annotation, biological process: DNA repair; resolution of meiotic recombination intermediates; kinetochore assembly. Lineage: Eukaryota; Metazoa; Chordata; Actinopteri; Centrarchiformes; Sinipercidae. Gene Ontology annotation, cellular component: Fanconi anaemia nuclear complex; FANCM-MHF complex. Gene Ontology annotation, molecular function: protein heterodimerization activity. Bases 72 to 317 code for a protein of 81 amino acids.